AUGUUGAUCCUGGAUGUCUUUCAGAUGCAAGGCACCUUGCUCGACUACUCCUUCAGCAAGGGACAUCUGGCGUACUGGGCAGGGCCCACAGCUCUUCAGAACACCCUUUUGCUACAUGACGAUGCUGAUUCCGUCACCUUCUUCUUUGAGGGUUCAGACACCACGGAAGCCAUCCACCUUAAGCUGGAGCACCCGCAGCUGGACCCCGAGGACUUCGAGCCGAUUCCCCUCUUUAUCCGGAGCCGCGAAGGCAAAGGUGACCCAGGUGCAGGAGAGGGUGCGAAGGCAGUCGCUGGGGAGCAUCAGCUGAAUCUGCCAGCCGGCCCCCUGUACAGCCGCAUCACGGUGGAAGUUGCGAACAACGUAUGUUUUGCAAUGCGCUGCAUGGCACUGGCAACUACGAAGUACAUCUUCCAUGUGGUGCGCGUGGGUGAGGCUCUUUCGCUCAAUCUCCUGGGUCAGGUUGAUGUUCCUGCGGGCACCGUUGCUUUUCAGGAGCAUCGCCGCUGGCUAUAUCAGCAACGCAAUGCUGACUGGUAUGUCCCUACACUCAAGGAAGGAGGCAACAUCACACUUGAGGUGGUGCUGCGGCCUGUUUGCUUUGCUCCCCUGCACCCAUCUGUCGGUGCCUGCCGAUCCCACCUUGUGCAGUACUCCGACACAUGCCACUGCGGCGAAGAGAGCGUGAGAGGCGCAUGGUUUGGCAGCGAGUGCUCGAAGGAGCAGAAAGUUGUGCUGCGCAACGCCUCACUGUGUGUCUUCGUCCGCGAGUGCGAAUUCGAGGAGGGCUCAGAGUCGUGGGAUGAGCUGAGGGCCACCGGCAGCAAAGCAAGUUUGGCGGGAAAGGACGUGGUGAAUUGGCUCCAAGACGUGAAUGUGAGUGGAAAGUUCGCCAGGCUCAUCCUCUCGGAUUUGCCUUACGACAGCAGCUCCGAGGCCAAGCCGGCCAUUGCAGCCGGCUCAAAAGACGGCCACUCAAACGUGCAAGUCCUGACCAUGAAGAAGACUUCUGAAUUUCAGAUCAGGAAUGUCUUCGUUGUAUCCAUGCCUGCAGACAUUUUGUUGACACGAGAGCUGCAGCUUGCAGUUUCCACGACCCAGGAAGAGACCGACGCUGAGGAGCAGGCCUUGCCGCUCAGAGUCGUGCCACAUGCUCCACCGCUCAAGUUGAUCAAUGACACUGGACUUCUCCUCCCACACUUUGCCAUGGACGCUAAACGAAGUGAAUACGCUGCAUGCUUGCUGUCCGACCUGAAGCACAUGCAUGCAGAAGCAUUCGACAAGCGAUUCCGCGUGCAGGAGCAAACAGUUGAGCUCGCCCGGGACUGUUUCGACCUCCCUGUGAUGCAGAAGCGCUUCCGUGCACUACGUAGUGACCCUUGCCAGGACUGUGGUGAAUACCAAGCAUGGGCUGAUAACUAUGACGUUGCAGUGACACUGUCAACGCAAGCCUGUUUGGAUGAAGCCCUCAAUCUGGGUGAAGCAACAAUCUUCAAGCGCAUUGCUCACACUCUUCCCUGUGGGAGGGUCAAGACACAUCAAGCACGGUGUGGCCUGCUGCAAAGAGCAGUUCGCCUAGACCGAUGGCAGCUGAUCACAGAGCUUCCCACAUGCUGGGACCGUGAAUGCACCAACUGCACGGAGACUCCGUUGGCCGUGGCUGCGUCGGAGAACAAGUUGGAUGCCUUGACAUCUUUGCUGGAUAGCCGGCAGGUGGACGUGGACGUGAUGGAUGCCAGGAAUGUCAACGCACUCUGGCAUGCAAUCCAGCAUUGCCACAUAGGCGCCGUCAAGCUCUUGAUCCAGAAAGGCAGCAACGUGAACCAUUUGGUGAGCGAUGGGUGCAGCGCUUAUCUGGGCAGGUUGAACAUGGAUUGUCAUAGCGGUUGCAGGCUGAUCAAGCUGUAG
This is a messenger RNA of Symbiodinium pilosum, 1908 nucleotides long. Lineage: Eukaryota; Dinophyceae; Suessiales; Symbiodiniaceae. The record is from the annotation of a GenBank genome assembly.